Messenger RNA from Dufourea novaeangliae, 1529 nucleotides. Its product is annotated as ectonucleoside triphosphate diphosphohydrolase 5. The transcript has 7 exons. Gene Ontology annotation, biological process: nucleoside diphosphate catabolic process. Gene Ontology annotation, cellular component: membrane. Gene Ontology annotation, molecular function: UDP phosphatase activity; GDP phosphatase activity. Lineage: Eukaryota; Metazoa; Arthropoda; Insecta; Hymenoptera; Halictidae. Bases 111 to 1529 code for a protein of 472 amino acids. The record is from RefSeq and is a predicted model, not a curated record.
AGUUGCACUGCUGAUGAUCAGACAACGGCGAAGCGUCAUUUUAGCGUUAGGCGCUUCGUUUUUUUUUUAAUUCCUCAUUUUAAUUUUUAUACGGAGCAAUUUCCAACGACAUGGAGGUUAAACGUAGAAAGUUAACAACAGAAAAUGCAGAUAUCUAUCAAGUGGAACCGAAGACACGUCCCAAAAGGGGUCAUCCGGGCAGAAGAUACUUUCUGGUUGUUGCCUUGUUGGGUUUCCUCUUUUUGGGAUACAUAGCAAUAUCGUAUGACCUAAAACCGGUACGUUUUGGCAGCAAGGCAAUCGAUACAUUGGCUUUAUCUUUGAGUCUGCAAUCAAGAUUUUACGUUGUAGUAGUUGAUGCAGGCUCUACUGGCAGUCGUGCACUAGCUUUCAGCUUUUACGAGUCUAUUCUUGGUGGCAACUUGAUACUAGAUGGUGAACAUUACUUUCAAACAAAACCAGGUCUCAGUGCUUAUGCAGACAGGCCUAAAGAUGCGGCCAAAUCUCUUACUGUACUGCUGGACAAAGUGAAAGCAGUCAUUCCACAGUUAGAAUGGCAACACACUCCUCUCAGCAUGAGAGCCACUGCUGGUUUGAGACUUCUUCCGGGACAUAAAGCUCAAGACAUACUACAAGAAUGUAGAACAUUAUUCGAAGAUUCUGGUUUCCAAGUUUCUAAAAAUUCAAUUUCUAUAAUGGAGGGAACAGACGAAGGUAUUUUCUCUUGGUUCACCGUAAAUUUCCUACUGGAACGAUUCAGUAUACACAAUCCUGGGAAUACUGUUGCCGCUUUGGAUCUUGGCGGAGGUUCAACACAAGUCACUUUUUCACCUACCAUUUUACAGGAAAAGAAACUCGAUGGACACGUAUACUCCGUUAACAUCUUUAACCAUAACAUGAGUGUGUACACGCACAGUUACUUGGGGAUGGGUCUUAUGGCUGCUAAGAAAGAGAUUCUAACUCAUGGAAAGAACCUGGAGAACGUGAAUCCACGGGAAACUGUAGAAAUACGAUCCGAAUGUAUAAAUCCCAUAGUCUCCACUGAAUGGAGAUACGGAGCACUUAAUUACCUAGUCAAAGGUCCCCUCAACGGAACACAUAAAUUGGUGAAGAAUCAAAAUUUCGCUGGUGGAGAGGUGGACCGGCCAAUCGUAAACUUUUCAGAAUGCCUAAAAAUCAUUGAGAAAUAUGUCAAUGGAGUUAAAAAUAAACCAGAGGGUCUAAAGGAUCACGAGAUCUAUGCAUUUUCUUAUUACUUUGAUCGUGCGACAGAGGUUGGUCUUGUGGAUCCCUUUUUCGGCGGUGUCGUCCAAGUAAGCGCAUUUCUUAAACAGGCAAUGGAUGCCUGCGAUUAUCCGAAUACUGAUCAACCUUUCAUUUGUCUUGAUUUAACAUUCAUUUAUGUCCUCCUUCGUGAUGGAUUUGGCUUGGAACCCACUACAAAACUAUAUCUGUACAAGAAGAUAAAUGGACACGAACUGAGUUGGGCUCUCGGCGCUGCCUUCAAUAUAAUUCAGAAUGGUCUUUAA